Messenger RNA from Haliotis rubra (blacklip abalone), 3807 nucleotides. Its product is annotated as putative ammonium transporter 2. Lineage: Eukaryota; Metazoa; Mollusca; Gastropoda; Lepetellida; Haliotidae. Gene Ontology annotation, biological process: ammonium homeostasis; ammonium transmembrane transport. The record is from RefSeq and is a predicted model, not a curated record. Gene Ontology annotation, molecular function: ammonium channel activity. Gene Ontology annotation, cellular component: membrane.
UGAAAUACUUAUAAAUGAUAAUUGCAUGUUAAUUGAAGCUGGUACCAAACCAAGAUAUCAAUAGCAUCAAGUGUGAAUAUGUGAGGAGCACAACCCAGCUGGUGUUAACAUGAUGUCGCAUGACGAUAAACACAAAUAUCAAAUGUUUUAGUUGCUAAAAGCAUUCUGGAUCGUCAUAGCUUAAAGUGACAGCUGUUUUUCAACAAUCCUUAUUUUCUUGAUGGAUGGACAGAUGUAAUAAGUGCACAUGUGAUAUACCUCCAACAUCAUGUCUAAUACAGCAUGGGGGAAUGAUACUUUGGGAGAUGUGACAACAACUUUAUCCCUUGGGAAGAAUUUUCGGGUUCAAUCUCAUGAUGAUGCAACUUGGAUACUUAGCAGCGCUUUUGUGGUGUUUACAAUGCAGUCAGGUUUUGGUCUGUUGGAAAGCGGCUCAGUCUCCAGCAAGAACGAGGUGAACAUCAUGGUAAAGAACGCCGUGGAUGUAAUGCGGGGACUCACAUACUGGAUGUUUGGUUAUGGACUGAGUUUUGGUGAAGAUGAACGCGGUGCUACCCCUUUCAAUGGCUGGGGGGACUUUUUUGUCACGGCAGAUGAAGAAAGUUUAGGAUACGUGUAUUCAAAGUUCUUUUUCCAGGCGUCGUUUGCCACGACCGCUACUACUAUCGUUUCAGGUGCGAUGGCGGAGAGGACAAAACUAGAGGCAUACAUCAUAUUUUCAUUACUGAAUACAUUCGUGUACUGUUUCCCCGCCCACUGGUUCUGGGGUAAACAGGGAUGGUUACAGACUAUGGGUGUGAUUGACAUCGCUGGAGCAGGACCAGUUCAUUUAGUAGGAGGGGUCACAGGCUUGGUGUCAACUCUUCUUCUCAAGCCUCGUCACAAUCGCUUCAAGAGUAAGAAAGCCCCUCAAAUGGGAUCUCCUACGAAUGCAAUGCUCGGAAUGUUUAUGCUUUGGUGGGGUUGGCUUGGAUUUAACUGUGGCAGCACGUUUGGAAUAUCCGGGUCGAAGUGGAAGUUGGCAGCCAGAUCAGCAGUUUCGACUAUAUGUGCGUCAACAUCUGGAGGGAUUGUUGGCCUCACCCUGAGCUACAUUCUGAAGAAGCGUCAGUUUGAUGUGGGUUAUCUGAUCAACAGCAUCCUUGGGUCUCUUGUUGCUAUAACCGCCACAUGUGCAAUAGCCCACCCAUGGGAAGGCUUGUUGAUCGGAAUAGUUGGGGCAUGUCUUACAAUACUUGGUAUUACAGUCCUGGAGAAACUCAAGAUUGAUGACCCCGUUGGUUGUGUAGGCGUCCAUGCUGUAGGCGGUACGUGGAGCUUGCUUGCAGCAGGGUUUGUGUCGAGGAAGGACACAUUUGCAAGUGAACUUCAACUUAACAACGUGCAGAAUGGUGUCCUCAGUGGAGGAGGAUUUCACCAGCUCGGUAUUCAAACUCUUGCAAUAGUCGUUUUGAUCGCAUGGUCUUUUGUGACAUCAUAUAUAUUCCUGAAACUGAUUGACGUAGUUAUUGGUCUUCGAGUUCCUCUGUGUGAAGAGAUACUAGGGGCUGACUUGAUUGAACACGGGAUAGGACAGGGAACGUAUAACAAGAAAACCAAGAAGGUUGUGUUUGAUGACGAGGAGGACUUCCUUGUUGGACAGUCUAGUGGACAUCACACUCAUAGUUUUGGGAAACAUACAGACACAUGCUAUAAAAAAUACCAACCACAUUACCAGAUGCCCAAGAGACGCUUUCUCAAAAGGUUCCACUUUUACAUGAAAGGUCGUUUCUGGAAGACUCAUAAACUAGAUCCAGAUGACAAACCCAACGACAAAGGGCACGCCUUCUCUAGUGACGCCGAUAUUGUCCCCAGAGCCAUUGGGAGCAAGUAUGAUGGUUUCCUGUAUGAAGACUUUGGAUUUUCGGAAAGUAAAAUGAACGGCAGAUUUCAAUACAAUACGCCUAGACAUGGCCCCGAUUUGAACUGUUACAGCAUGUGGAUCGACGGGCCUAGGGGAACACAGAGGGACAAGAAGACGGAAGGCACAGCACAGUCACUUCAUUCGGACCUUGCUGUUCGUCCUAAAAUGCCUGAAAUGACGUACAUCUGAGAUGCCAUACCUACCCUGUACUUGUGCUCGAUAUUUGGAGUGAAUGAGUGAGUUUAGUUUUACGCCGCACUGAGCAAUAUUCCAGCUAUAUGUCGGCGGUCUGUAAAUAAUCGAGUCUGGACCAGACAAUCCAGUGAUCUCGACAUUUGUAACGUGGGUCCGUCCGACUACAAAAUAUACAAUCUCUUCUGUUAACAUCCCUUUAGUUUUUGAGUAUGUACGUAGGCCAGUCAAAACAGUGAUCAUAACGAUAUUCGGUCUCACUUAUAGUGCUGUACUCAUAAUGGUGUGAUGAUGAUAUUAGGAUAUCUUGUACAUAAUAAUUAUAUAAGGUCCAUUAUGAGUAGAGUACGAAUAAAAUCAUCGAAAAUAUAAUUUUGUUUCACAAACACAAUUACAGUACUCAUUUAUUUAUGUUGCCUGAGAAAUAAUGGGCUAAGUAAUUGACCAACGUUCAUAAAAACUAUAUUGCAAGCGAAAUGUUUACAGCUUUGUGAAUUGAAACCUAUACUAGUAGAUGCCACUAUUGAUCCAAAUAAUAUAUAAGCUCUUUAUUGGGAAAUAUUGAUACACAUGUAUUUAGAAUAUUACUGUGGAUAAACUUUAGACUGAUGCAAAUAUCCAAGAAUCCAUUCUAUGUAGGUCUCCAAGCUAAGCCUUAGUAGUACCGUUCAGUAGUGGAUGACUGAUUAUGAAGUAUGUUCAGUAGCUUUGCUCCAAGGUUGUACUGAAUGCUUUGCCAAUGAAUGUAUGGAAAUCCAUCCUUUUAAGUUUUGACAAGCGGACAUCAUCAUAAGGACGCCAGUCUUUUAUAUCUAUAACCUGUUCUUUUUAUUUAUAUAAUGCACAAACUGUCAUUUAAAGUGAUAAUUGUUACUGAAGGGACUUGUGCAAGUCUAAAUGUUCAGUUACCGCCGAUCCCAGCAAAGCUGGCAAUGGAAUUUUGUUUUCUGUGUCUCUAUACAGACUCGGUAUCCAGCAAGACCAGUCGCUGUCAGAACAGUUCGGUUCAAUUUGAGAAACUGACCAACGAAAAUAUGUUAGUUUGUUUUGUUUGUUCGUAACACGCUUUGCAUCUAGAAAAAAAUAUUAUGAUUGUUUCAAAACGAUAGCUAUCUAUUCCUCAUCCAUAUGCAUUUAAAAGUGCAUUGUAUUACUAAAUAACAUAUGUUUAAAAGAUACUAGAUAAGAAGAAAAUAUUGCAUAUGAUAUAUUAUGCAUGACAUGCACGGCCUUUUACACUCUGAUAAAAUGAUUUUAACUGUGUCGUAUAUUCAAUUACAACGUUAUCUAUGAAACGUGUUGCAGCUGUUACAAACAUCCUGGCAUCUGUUCUUUGUGAAUGUGGCCCAGUCAUUUGCUUGUGCAGCUGUUACCCUAUUCUUUCUUCCAACCAUUACAAGCGUGAAAAUACACACUGAUUGACUUCAACAGUCGGUUCAAUAUAGGUUGAUGAUAUGGCCAUCACAAUUACCAAAAAAUGAUUUUAAAAAACCCAUUUUGUUUUCAUCCUCAAUACAGAAAUAUAUGAAGCGCAUUUAAUCCCACACAUUAUCCCACAAAUAGACACAUGCACGCACGCACAUAAACGUUGUAUGAAAGGUAAGCACUUCCUUAUAACAGUCCCGCUGGUGAGUCUAGACAGAAAAGAUCCCUAGUGGCCGAGUAAUGGAAGAUUACAAUCAACCCCAAUCACAUUAGCAGGGUUUGUAUGC